CUCUCUCGGGCGCCCUCUAGCGUCUGACAAACCCGGAAGACAUUAAAGAAAUCCUGAUUGAACCCACUGUCGCGGAGAAUUACAGUUUAGGGCACUUGUUGGGCAGAUUCACAGGACUGGUUACGGUCUACCGGUUUGUACUCUUCGCCUGAGUCAACAAAAAAUCAACGUCGGUGGUGAUGGAUAGAACACUUGCGCUGCAUUCCGACAAAGCAGAGGAUAUUGCUACGUCGUCUAGUUUCCGGCAGUUCAGAAUAGACCAUUUUCAUCUCGACUUAAAAGUGGAUUUCGAAAAGAAAUGCUUAGCUGGUUCAGAAACGCUUCGACUGCAUUGCCUUCAAGGCCCACAAAGUGAACUGCACUUAGAUAUUCAUCCCACUCUCAGUCUUCAAGACGUUUCGUUUAGUCGUAAUGACCAGGAGUGGACCGAAGUCGAAUUUCUUACUCGGGAUUUUACUAGUUAUGGCACCACGCUGGUUGUAAAAUUUCCCUUUCUUUGGAAUUCAGAAGAGAGAUUUCAACUUCACAUCAAGUACGCAGCCUUUGAUGGACCAGGGGUGUGCUGGCUGGAACCAGAGCAGACCGCUGGAAAGCAGAUGCCCUACGUCUUUACCCAGGGGCAGGCUGUGCUCAAUCGUUCCUUCUUUCCAUGCUUUGACACUCCAGCAGUAAAGAGCACCUACUCAGCAGCAGUAAAGGUGCCUGAUGGCUUCACGGCAGUUAUGAGUGCCACCAAAUGGGAGCACAGGAAAGAAGACAACACUUUCCUCUUCACCAUGGAGCAGCCCAUUCCAGCCUACCUGGUGGCCCUGGCUGUGGGGGACCUGGUUUCUGCCAAGGUUGGGCCAAGGUCUCGGGUGUGGGCUGAGCCAUGCUUAAUACAGAGUGCCAAGAAGGAGUAUGACGGUGUUAUUGAGGAAUUUCUGUUAGUAGGAGAGAAGAUCUUUGGACCGUAUGUAUGGGGGAGGUAUGAUGUGCUGUUCAUGCCUCCAUCAUUCCCCUAUGGAGGGAUGGAGAACCCUUGCCUGACCUUCGUCACUCCGUGUCUACUGGCGGGUGACCGCUCCCUUGCUGACGUCAUCAUCCAUGAGAUCUGUCACAGCUGGUUUGGGAACCUGGUAACCAAUGCCAACUGGGGGGAUUUCUGGCUCAAUGAAGGUUUCACUAUGUAUGCCCAGCGCAGAGUCUGCAGGGAGCUGUAUGGGGAAGCCUAUACCUGCUUAGAGGCAGCAACAGGUAGAGCCUUGCUGAGACAACACAUGAAUAACACUGGAGAAGACCAUCCCCUCAACAAACUGAGAGUUAAGAUUGAACCUGGUGUUGAUCCAGAUGACACAUACAAUGAGACACCCUAUGAGAAAGGCUUCUGCUUUGUGUCCUACCUUGCACAACUUACAGGAGACCAAAGACGCUUCGACGCCUUCCUUAAGGCGUACACGGACAAGUUUAAGUUUUGCAGUGUAAUUGCUGAGGACGCUUUGGACUUCUACCUGGAGUAUUUUCCUGACCUAAAGGAGAAGAAUGUCCACAAGAUUAAAGGUUUGGAGUUUGAUAGCUGGCUCCAUGUUUCUGGUUGGCCCCCAUACCUCCCUGACCUCUCUGUCGGCCAGACCCUGAUGGAGCCCGCAGAUAAGCUAGCAGACCUCUGGGGAAAAGAAAACGUAGACAUUACAGUUGUCAGCAAGACUGAUACACAGCCAUGGAAGACCUAUCAAACCAUCUACUUUUUAGACAAGAUCCUUGAGAAGUCUCCACUCCCUGACGGUAAUAUCAACAUGCUAGAAGACCAGUACCCACACAUUGUGAAGUCAAACAAUGCUGAGUUAAGGCUGCGGUGGGCCCAAAUUGUGGCAAAGAACCAACAUAGACUUGGAUAUGACCAUGUGCGCAGUUUCCUAAAAUGCCAGGGAAAGCAGAAGUACACGUUACCUGUGUAUCGGACCCUUUGGAAUGGAACAGAGGAGACUAGGGCUCUGGCUACAGAGAUUUUCUCUGCCACUUCCCAUCAGCUCCAUGUUAACGUUCGAAAUUAUGCGCAGAAGAUCAUGGUUUGAUGCUGUCAGCCAUAUGAGUAAACCCCAUUCUUCAAAGAAAAAUAUUAUUGAAGGAUGUUGAACAUUUGUAAAACACUGAACAUUGUAAAAUUUAUUUCUUAAAAUGUCCUCAGUUAUGUGUUUACAGAUGACAAUAUUUACAGGACCUUUUCUUAAUUUGUCCUUAAAGUUUGAUUUACCCAACAUAAAAUGUUUACUUUAUGCUAAGGUUUUGUAAUCCUACAAAUAAAAUGCAGGAAUCCUACUAAAAAUGUGAAUAUAGAAAAGAAGAUUUAAGAUGUCAAUAGAAAUGAUGUAUUUUCUCUUUUGCUACAUUUUGUAGGUUAUGAAAUGUAGCAGCUAGGAUAACGGCUGUUUAAAAUGGCCUACUACAUACUGUGUCCUGCAUACUGCGCUCAAUAUAUACUGUAAACUGGAUAGUUGUACACUUGGUAGUAAGCAGUAUAGUAUGCGAUAAACCCAAACCAUACUACAAGGUCUACCCACUUAGGAAAGAUUUUCCACCACGUUUGCAUGAUGGGAUGCAGUACAUCGCGAACAUCGCUCUGAUCGUUUGCUGGACUAUUCCAGGUAGCUUUUGCGUACUGGAAAAGUUUCUUUUGCUCUUGUGCUGCAUAUGGCAUACUGAUUUGAGCCCCAAUCACUACGUGAGUAGUAAGUAUUAGGCUAUUUUCGAACACACCCGUGGCUGCGCGAUUGGGGACUUUUAUUUUGACAUUUUUGUUGUCUUCCUCGAGCAAAUCUGACUUCCAAACUGAUCUGCAUUCAUCUAAAGACCAUUUAGUAGUUAUCAUGUACGCCUGAUUAAAAUUAAUUUAUAUAAUCGAUGUAAUAAAUGUGGUUCGUUUUUAAUGAUAUGUUAAUAGCCAUGUCUAGUUAGAUAAGCCAUGCUUAUAAUUUGAUUCUUGUGUACGUAACUGAUGCGAGCGAGCUCUAGUUAGUGGUUGGUUAGAGAUAGCUGGCUUGGUAGUUAUACUAGUAGUCAGCUACAUUGGCUGGAAAUU
Molecule: messenger RNA, 3058 nt
Organism: Electrophorus electricus (electric eel)
Lineage: Eukaryota; Metazoa; Chordata; Actinopteri; Gymnotiformes; Gymnotidae
Gene: rnpep
Product: arginyl aminopeptidase (aminopeptidase B)
Biological process (GO): proteolysis
Molecular function (GO): zinc ion binding; metalloaminopeptidase activity
Source: RefSeq, a predicted model, not a curated record